CUCCGCCGCACCCCACAGGCCAGGCGGCAGGGGCCACCCCGGAGGUCGGCGUCCUUGCUGGCGUCGGGAGCCUGGGGAGCCGGCUGCGGUGUUCAGCCUAGUAGUAAAACUGACCAAAAGCCAUGCACAAAACUACCUCCCCAGAGGAAGGCUGGUCCCUUCCCCUCCCCAUCGUUUCGUCAUGAACAUGGUUCAAGACAGUGUCCUGUCCAAGCCGAGGAAGAGUCCCGACACAUUUGAGCUGAAGUACGACUUUUCGUGUGAGCUGUACCGCCUGUCCACGUACUCGGCUUUCCCCGCUGGAGUUCCUGUGUCGGAACGGAGUCUGGCUCGUGCUGGCUUUUACUACACGGGCGUCAACGACAAGGUCAAGUGCUUCUGCUGUGGCCUGAUGCUGGACAACUGGAAACAAGGGGACAGCCCUGUUGAAAAGCACAGGCAGCUGUACCCCAGCUGCAGCUUCGUCCACACUCUGAAUCCCGCCAACCCUCUGGAAGCCAGCCCCAAGUCCUCUCUUGCGUCUGCAGCGCCGAGCACCAUGCCUUCAUUAUGUGCAAGUCUGGAGAACACUGGCUAUUUCAGUGGCUCCUACGCAAGCUUUCCCUCAGACCCUGUGAACUUCAGAGCAAAUCAAGAUUGCCCUAGUUUGAGGACAAGUCCCUACGACUUUGCAAUGAAUACAGAGAAGGCCAGAUUACUCACCUAUCAAACGUGGCCAUUGUCCUUUCUGUCUCCGGCCGACCUGGCCAGAGCCGGCUUCUACUACGUAGGACCUGGAGACAGGGUGGCCUGCUUUGCCUGUGGCGGGAAACUGAGCAACUGGGAACCGAAGGAUGACGCUAUGUCAGAGCACCGGAGACAUUUCCCCAGCUGCCCAUUCUUAAAAGAUCGGAGUCGGUCAGCUUCGAGAUACACUGUCUCUAACGUGAGCAUGCAGACACAGGAAGCCCGUGUUAGAACGUUCUUUAACUGGCCUUCUGGGCUGGUUCCUCCUCAGCAGCUUGCAAGUGCAGGAUUUUAUUAUACAGGACACAGCGAUGACGUCAAGUGCUUUUGCUGUGAUGGUGGGCUGAGGUGUUGGGAGUCUGGAGACGACCCCUGGGUGGAGCACGCCAAGUGGUUUCCCAGGUGUGAAUACUUGGUAAGAAUCAAAGGACAAGAGUUUGUUGACCACGUUCAAGCCGGGUACCCUCAUCUACUUGAACAGCUAUUAUCUACGUCAGACACCCCAGAAGAUGAGAACGAAGACUCACCAAUUGUGCAUUUUGGACCUGGCGAAAGUUCAGAAGAUGCGGUCAUGAUGAGCACGCCUGUGGUUAAAGCGGCUUUGGAAAUGGGCUUCAGUAGGAGCCUGGUGAGACAGACGGUUCAGCGUCAAAUCCUGGCCACCGGGGACAAUUACAGGACCGUCAGUGACCUCGUGAUAGGCUUACUUGAUGCAGAAGAUGAGAUACGGGAGGAACAGAAGGAGCAGGCAGCUGAGGAAACAGAGUCAGAUGAUCUAACAUUAAUCCGGAGGAACAAGAUGGUGCUUUUUCAACAUUUGACGAGUGUGACACCAAUCCUGGACUGUCUCCUACGUGCCAGGGCGAUCACUGAACAGGAGUCUGAUGCUGUGAAACAGAAGCCGCAGACCUUGCAAGCAAGAACACUGAUCGAGACUGUGUUAGCCAAAGGAAACCCUGCAGCAGCCUCCUUCCGAAACUCCCUUCAGGAGAGCCACCCUGUGCUAUACCAGGACUUAUUUGUGCGACAGGACACUAGGCGUCUUCCCACAGAUGACAUUGCAGCUCUACCCAUGGAAGAACAAUUGCGGAAGCUACAGGAAGAAAGAACAUGUAAAGUGUGUAUGGACAGAGAGGUAUCCAUCGUGUUCAUUCCCUGUGGCCAUCUGGUGGUUUGCAAAGACUGUGCUCCCUCCCUGAGGAAGUGCCCCAUCUGCAGAGGGGCCAUCAAGGGCACAGUGCGAACAUUUCUCUCCUGACCGGGACUGAUGCUCCAACUCCAGCCUGUGGGAGGUGGAGGCAGGAGGAACACAAGUUCAGUGUCACCCCCAGCCACAUAGGAACCUUGAGCCAGCCUGGACUACAUGAGACACCACCUCAAAAUAAAUCAGUAAACACACGUGAAAAUGAGAACAAAGGUAAAAGAAAAACUGUCUGAACUCCAGAGUGAAUGGUCAACUAUAUAAUAAUUUAGCUCUUAAACUGAGUGGGUUUCCGUAAAAGUGCUAUUUAUUUCCAACUCACAAAGCUCUUUCCUGUAAACAUCUGAAGCAUAUGUAUGUGCAUGUUCAGAUGCUGAGAGAAAAGCAGGGGUUGCCUGCAUUCCUGAAAUUCUCAGAGAUUUACGAUGUUGGCAUUUAUGGUUCAGAAUUUGAAAUCUUUUCCAGUUGCUUUAAGAACUGGGAACACAGAUUUUCCACUUCUUUUCUAAGUGUCUUAUGCAUGGAAACACCUGUUAUUUAUUGAAUGACAUCUUAGAGAUAUAGAAUUUUUAUAAAGAAGUUGUAAGGAAAAAUUAAUAAAGCAACAAAAUUACUCUU
Peromyscus leucopus (white-footed mouse) is the source of this 2545-nucleotide messenger RNA. Its product is annotated as baculoviral IAP repeat-containing protein 3-like. The record is from RefSeq and is a predicted model, not a curated record. Gene Ontology annotation, cellular component: nucleus; cytoplasm. Gene Ontology annotation, biological process: regulation of apoptotic process. NCBI's taxonomy places the organism in Eukaryota, Metazoa, Chordata, Mammalia, Rodentia, Cricetidae.